Messenger RNA from Nestor notabilis (Kea), 1452 nucleotides. It is a transcript of the gene GALNS, whose product is annotated as galactosamine (N-acetyl)-6-sulfatase. The transcript is spliced from 13 exons. The coding region runs from base 1 to 1452 and encodes 483 amino acids. The record is from RefSeq and is a predicted model, not a curated record. Lineage: Eukaryota; Metazoa; Chordata; Aves; Psittaciformes; Psittacidae. Gene Ontology annotation, molecular function: N-acetylgalactosamine-6-sulfatase activity; arylsulfatase activity.
AUGGGUUGGGGUGAUUUGGGAGCUUUCGGAGAGCCUUCUAAGGAAACUCCUAACUUAGACCAGAUGGCUUCAGAAGGGAUGCUUUUCCUGGAUUUUUAUACUGCCAACCCCCUCUGUUCUCCAUCAAGGGCAGCGCUGUUGACGGGCCGUCUUCCAGUCAGGAAUGGUUUUUACACCACAAAUGCACAUGCCAGAAACGCAUACACACCACAGGAUAUAGUAGGAGGAAUCCCAGAGUCUGAAUUACUGCUUCCAGAGUUGCUGAAGAAAGCUGGCUACAUCAGUAAGAUCAUUGGCAAAUGGCAUCUGGGUCACCGGCCACAGUUCCACCCCCUGAAGCAUGGGUUUGAUGAAUGGUUUGGAUCCCCAAAUUGCCAUUUUGGACCUUUCGAUAACAGAGCUCUCCCCAAUAUCCCUCUGUAUAGGGACUGGGAAAUGAUUGGCAGAUACUAUGAAGAUUUCAAAAUUGAUCUGAAGACGGGUGAAGCCAACUUGACUCAGAUCUACCUGAAGGAAGCUCUCGAUUUUAUUAGCAAGCAGCAGGCCAGCCAGCAGCCAUUCUUUUUAUACUGGGCAAUUGAUGCUACCCACGCUCCUGUUUAUGCCUCCAAACAGUUCCUGGGCACUAGUCAGAGAGGACUAUAUGGGGAUGCUGUGCGAGAAAUUGAUGAUAGCAUCGGAAAAAUCCUAAAACAUCUUCAGAAGCUGGGUAUCAGUGAGAACACUUUUGUGUUUUUCACCUCUGAUAAUGGGGCUGCUCUCAUUUCAGCUCCUAGACAGGGAGGAAGCAAUGGUCGUUUUCUAUGUGGCAAACAAACCACCUUUGAAGGUGGCAUGAGAGAGCCAGCUAUUGCUUGGUGGCCUGGACAUAUACCUGCAGGAGGGGUCAGCCAUCAGCUGGGCAACGUGAUGGAUCUGUUCACCACCAGCCUCUCCCUGGCGGGACUGCAGCCUCCCAGUGACAGACAGAUUGACGGCAUCGACCUUUUACCUGCCAUCUUGCAGGGCAAGCUAAUUGACAGGCCUAUAUUCUAUUAUCGUGGCAACGAGAUGAUGGCAGUGAGAGUCGGGCUUUACAAGGCUCACUACUGGACCUGGAGCAACUCCUGGGAGGAGUAUAGCAAGGGCAUUGAUUUUUGUCCUGGGCAAAAUGUCUCUGGAGUGACAACACAUACACAGGAGGAGCAUACUACCCUGCCACUGCUUUUCCACCUGGGAAGGGACCCUGGCGAGAAGUAUCCAUUGAGUUUUGCCAGCAAUGAAUACCAGAGGGCAAUGGAGCAAAUAUCUGUCAUUGUCCAGCAGCACAAAGUGACCAUGGUGCCAGGGGAGCCACAGCUUAACAUGUGUGACAGGGCCGUCAUGAAUUGGUCUCCUCCAGGCUGUGAGAAGCUAGGGAAGUGCCUGAAACCACCCAAGUCUGAUCCUAAGAAGUGCUUUUGGCCUCAUUGA